AUGAAGCUAACUAACCUUUCUACUGGAGUUCUUGGUUCUCUUCUUUUCUCUGUUUCUUCUGUGCUCGCUCAAGAUUUUGCUCAACAUGGAACCUUUACGGAGCCAAACACGAAUAUUACUUUCUAUACAAGUUAUGAACCAGAUGGAGUGGACCCGUCAGGUUUCUCUCAAGCUUCCAUCGGAGGCUAUACAUUCGGUAUUGCUUUGCCACCAAGUGCUACAACUGUAGAUUUCUAUGAUUAUGUUGGUUUGAUUGUGGGAUCCACACCUAAUGGAAAUGGAUGGACUGGUGUUCUACAGGGCGACAUGAGUGCAUCUAUGCCCAAUCAUCUCAUGAUUCUCGCCUGGCCAACUGGAAAUGGUGACGAAGUUGUCACAUCAUUCCGUUACUCACCAUCUUACCAAUUACCUAUUGCCUACAAAGGAACCGCAAAAUUGACCCAGAUAUUCUCUAAAGUCAACGCCACUCAUUUCACCUUGGUAUACAAGUGCGAGAGAUGUUUGAUCUUUGACGAUCCUACCCAGUCUGAAUUCAAUACUUCGACCUCUGCUGGAGAGUUCAUCCAAGGAUGGGGACAGGCGCUUGAGUCGGCAGCCGUAAAAGCAGAUGCGAUGUCUGAUUUUGGACAGCAUGACAAUGGACAAGGUGUAUUCAAGGUCGUCGUCAGUUCUGCAACUCAUACGGAUUACUCCAAGUGGGCUGCAUUGGCGACAUCAGUACCUACCGGAACCGUACCCACCACUACUCCAACUGCCGUACCAUACUCCUCAGUCCCAGUUCCAACAGCCACCAGCUAUGACUACAUAGUCAUUGGUGGUGGAGCUGCUGGAAUCCCUAUUGCGGACAAAUUGUCGGAAACUGGAAAGUCCGUACUUCUUAUUGAGAAGGGAAUUGCUUCAUCUGCACGAUGGGGUGGAACUUUGCGACCAGAGAGUGGCUGGCUAGAUGGCCAGAAUCUGACCUGGUUCGAUAUUCCCGGAGAAUGCAACAGAAUCUGGAAUGGUGGCUCACCAGGUGUCGCCUGCACUGAUAUGGAUCAAAUGGCAGGAUGCGUUCUUGGUGGUGGUGCUGCUGUCAAUGCUGGACUCUGGUGGAAGGCCAACCCAUCUGAUUGGGAUUACAACUUCCCUGCCGGCUGGAAAGCAAAAGAUAUGUUACCUGCCACAAACAGGGUCUUUUCCAGGAUUCCAGGCACAGACCAUCCAUCUUUGGAUGGCAAGCUCUAUGUGCAAUCCGGAUUCGACACUAUCCGACAAGGGUUAGAUAAUGCUAAAUGGACUAGUGUAACUGCCAAUAAUGUGCCAGAGAAGAAGAACCGAACCUAUGCUCAUACACCAUAUAUGUCCUCCCAUGGAGAGCGAGGUGGACCAAUGGCAACCUACCUUGUCACUGCUGCAGGCAGAAAGAACUUCCAAAUGUGGUUGAACACUAGUGUCGAGCGUAUCACACGCAUUGGAGGACACGCAGUCAGCUUAGACGUUUCUCCUGCUAACAAUGGCGGUCGCUAUGGAACUGUCCAGCUCACCCCAGUUACCGGUCGGGUCAUCCUCGCAGCUGGAACUUUUGGAACAACUAAAAUCCUUUUCCGAAGUGGCAUUGGUCCAAAAGAUCAACUUGAUAUUGUUGCUACUAGUGCAGAUGCCAAGGUUAUGUCGAACUCAGCAAACUGGCUCAAUCUCCCUGUUGGAAAGAGUCUGAAUGACCAUCUUAACACUGAUACAGUCAUCUCUCACCCUAAUGUCUCCUACUAUGACUGGCCCGCGGCUUGGAAUACACCUAUCGAAAAGGACAAGGUUGAUUAUCUUACAAAAAGAAUCGGUCCACUUACUCAAGCUGCGCCAAAUAUUGGUCCAAUGAUGUGGGAGGAGAUCAAGGGACCGGAUGGCAUCGUCCGACAGUUCCAAUGGACAUCCAGAGUUGAAGGCUCUGGUGGUUUUGACAACGGUAAUACUAUGACUUUGAGCUUGUACCUCGGACGUGGAUCUGUUUCCCGAGGUCAGACUACGAUCAACAAGGGAUUGAACAUGGUUGUUUCGACACUUCCAUAUGGUGAUGCAAAUGAUCUUGCAACAGUCGCCAUGGCCCUUGACAGCAUGAAGAGUGCCUUGAAGACCAUUCCAGGUCUCACUUGGUUAGCACCAACCCUUAACCAGACUGGUGCUGAUUACCUCAAGACAAUCCCAUUGACGUACAGCAAUGUUGGUGCUCGUCGUUCAAAUCAUUGGAUGGGUACUGCCAAGCUAGGUACCGACAGUGGUCUCACUGGCGGAACCUCAGUCGUCGACACAAACACCAAAAUCUACGGUACCGACAACAUGUUCGUUGUAGACGCCAGUAUCUUCCCUGGAAUGCCAUCUACCAACCCAUCUGGCUUGAUCGUCGUUGCUGCUGAGCGUGCUGCCGAGCUCAUCAAGGCUUUACCUGCCCUCAGAGCCGUUAACAAGGGUGGCCAAUGUGGUGGAGCUAAGUAUACAGGUGCCAUGGUUUGCGCGAAACCAUUCACUUGCAAGGUUAUCAAUAAAGACUUAUCAAAGUGCUCAUAA
This is a messenger RNA of Glarea lozoyensis ATCC 20868, 2544 nucleotides long. Its product is annotated as FAD/NAD(P)-binding protein. The record is from RefSeq and is a predicted model, not a curated record. Lineage: Eukaryota; Fungi; Ascomycota; Leotiomycetes; Helotiales; Helotiaceae. Gene Ontology annotation, biological process: carbohydrate metabolic process. Gene Ontology annotation, molecular function: oxidoreductase activity, acting on CH-OH group of donors; flavin adenine dinucleotide binding; cellulose binding. The coding region runs from base 1 to 2544 and encodes 847 amino acids. Gene Ontology annotation, cellular component: extracellular region. The transcript has 8 exons.